Molecule: messenger RNA, 2647 nt
Organism: Ctenocephalides felis (cat flea)
Lineage: Eukaryota; Metazoa; Arthropoda; Insecta; Siphonaptera; Pulicidae
Gene: trbd
Product: ubiquitin thioesterase trabid
Exons: 14
Coding region: 286-2496 (736 amino acids)
Biological process (GO): protein deubiquitination involved in ubiquitin-dependent protein catabolic process; cytoskeleton organization; positive regulation of Wnt signaling pathway
Cellular component (GO): cytoplasm; nucleus
Molecular function (GO): cysteine-type deubiquitinase activity; K63-linked polyubiquitin modification-dependent protein binding
Source: RefSeq, a predicted model, not a curated record
CCCCAAAGCAUUGUAGGAAUAUAUUGGAUCACGAAUCGGUUCAACGUUCUGGUAUCUGCAAGGUGGAAAGUAAACGCAAUAAAAAAUAAAAAAAAAUGUUAACGUGUAUAUCAUAAAAAAAUCAAAAGAAAUGACAAGGUCUAUACAAGUUUUACAUAUUCCAAUUUCUGAAAACAUUUCCUAGUGAAGUUCAAAUCACAAAUCUAGUUUUGAUAUCGAAUAUGUUUAGUAUUUAGCCCUACUUAAUAGUUUAAAUAGCCCCAUAUAUGUUGUCCCUAUUUCUUUAUGAUGAGUGCUUCUGAGAAAGAUCACAUUUAUCCGGAUAAGUGGGUUUGUGAAUAUUGCACAUUUGAAAAUUAUGCAUCAUCAUUGAAGUGUACAAUGUGCCGAGGAUCAAAGCCUCUGCUGAAUGAAGACAUAUUUCGAUUGAGUCCUGUGACUGAGUCCUCAAGCAAUUUACCUGGGCUUGCUAUAGGCUCAGCUGAAUCUCCUUAUUCUGACAAAUGGUCCUGCACAGCAUGUACAUUUCUAAAUUGGCCCCGAGCUCAAACUUGCGUUCAAUGCAACACCAAGAAAAGUACAAAUUUUGAAAAUCAUGAGCCUUUACGAAUGCAUCAAAAUUCUGAUCUAGCACAAGCCAUGAUUAUAAAUCAACCAAAAAAAAAUAGCUCAUUAAAUUUAAGAAGUCGUACUACAAGCCCUAUAAAUAAUGAUGAUUCUCAAAUGAAAUGGUCUUGCCCUGUGUGUACAUAUGAAAAUUGGCCAAAAAAUUUAAAAUGUACAAUGUGUGGUACACAGCGUUCAAAUGUAAAUAGUAGCUCAAUUAUUAACAAAGACCAACAGGGCUUGCGAAUAAUAUCACCAAAUAAAAAUCCUAAUUGUACUAUAACUAGCCAAGCACAUUCAAGAAAUAAUUCUAACGGGAGUAUUAUUGCAACUAGCUUGCCUUCACCUGAAAGGGAUCAAGCUGCUGCUUUAAAUAAUACUAUAAAUAAAUUCAGUGGUAGUAAUGCCGCUUUAUCAUCAGAUGACUGUUCUGGCAAUAAUAUGAUUAUCAAGAGGCAUAGUUCUAGAAUGGGCUGUAAUGAGGGAGGAACACAGAAUAUUGGUCAGAAUGCAAACAACUGUGAAUUGGAAAGAAGAUUACGCCAAUUGAGACGGCAAGCUGACUGGAGUUGGUUAAAUGCAUGUUUAGGCGUGCUAGAAGGUGAUAUAAAUCCAGUAGAGGCAUAUAUCUCAUCUGGAGGUGACCCAACAAGGCAAUUAACAGCUAAUGAAGUAGCUCUUUUAAAUAGAAGUUCUGCAUUUGAUGUUGGUCAUACUCUCAUACAUUUAGCUAUUAGAUUUCACAGAGAAGACAUGUUAGCAACUUUGUUAUCACAAAUAUCAGGUUCUGGAUCCGGUAUAAAAAGAGUUCCAUCAUAUGUUGCUCCUGAUUUAGCUACUGAUAUCAGACGACACAUAGCUGGUACUGUAAGAUUAAGGAAAGGAGCCUUUCCUUGCAGUUUCAUCACAGAACAUGCAACUUUUGCAUUGCCUGCAGAUAUUGAAGAGUUGCCUACAUCAGUGCAGGAGCAACUGUUUGAAGAGUUGCUUGAUAAAGACUCACAGCAGCAAUUAGAAUCUGCACCACCUGCUCUUAAUUGGUCAUUGGAAGUAACAGUUAGAUUAGGUUCUCGGUUGUAUGCAUUGUGGAAUAGAUCUGCCGGAGAUUGCUUGUUAGAUAGUGCAAUGCAAGCUACUUGGGGUGUUUUUGAUCGUGAUAAUACAUUACGCAGGGCGUUAGCAGACAGUUUGCAUCAAGCUGGUCAUGUAUUUUUUCCUCGCUGGAAAGAAUAUGAAAAAUCUCAAGCAUCACUAAUGCAUUUCUCAUUGGAUGAAUCCCAAUGGGAAGAUGAUUGGGCUGCUUUGCUAUCAUUGGCCAGUCAACCUGGUAGUUCGCUUGAACAACUGCAUGUGUUUGCACUAGCUCAUGUUCUAAGAAGACCUAUAAUAGUGUAUGGAGUAAAGUAUGUGAAAAGUUUUAGGGGUGAAGCUUUGGGAUAUGCUAGAUUUGAAGGUGUAUAUCUGCCUCUACUAUGGGAUCAGUCAUUUUGCAUCAGAUCCCCAAUAGCCUUAGGCUACACUCGUGGCCAUUUCACAGCUUUAGUUACAAUGGAGCCUUAUUCGAGACUAGAAGAUAGAGAUGCUGAUCAAGAAAUAACAUUCUUGCCAUUAAUGGACCACGAAAGAAAAAUGCUACCUGUUCAUUUCCUGACGCAAGCUGAGACUGGAAGGGAAGAAAGCAUUCUACGCCAAUGGUUAGAUGUAUGUGUCACAGAAGGUGGUUUACUGGUAGCACAACAGCGUCUUCAUAAACGACCUUUGCUCGUUGCUCAAAUGUUAGAAGAAUGGCUCAAUCACUAUCGUAGGCUUGCGCAAAUAAAUACUGCUCCUUUUACAAGUGCUCCCUUACUUCAAGGCUAUUCUAGUGAUGGGGAUACAGAUGAGGAAUAAAAAUAGCUUACAACAAAAUGAAAUCCAAUCACAAACACUAAUAAGGUAUUGUUUCUACCUUUGAACACAAAUUAAUCACAAAUUGUGCAAAAAUUAUCACGUUAAUACUAAAAAAAAAACAUAAACACUAAAUAAAAAAUAUAUAUAUAAA